This is a messenger RNA of Magallana angulata, 2045 nucleotides long. RefSeq lists its product as uncharacterized. The transcript is spliced from 7 exons. Lineage: Eukaryota; Metazoa; Mollusca; Bivalvia; Ostreida; Ostreidae. The record is from RefSeq and is a predicted model, not a curated record. Bases 87 to 2045 code for a protein of 652 amino acids.
UUAACUUGAAUUUCAACAGUCAAGCUAUGCGCCAGUAUGUGGGCUAUAUACCUGUACCUAUUCAUGUACUUUAGAAAUUGAUUUAUAUGAAUGUUUCACAGGUUUCCUCUAUUGGUACUAAAGAGAUGAGACUAGAAGAUGGCAGUGUCAUAUCCAUUCCAGAAGUGGUUAGAACAGUUUGGCACUCAACCCUGGUCAAAAUCUACCUGGCAUAUUGUGAAGAGACAGAGUUCAUUCCUCUUUCUAGAUCCACACUUUACCAUAUCCUGCGUGUAUGUCCUGCUUCAAGGCGUACAAACCUAAAAGGCCUUGACAACACAGCAGCAGAUGGGGGAAAUUCCUAUGAUGUGCUUUUAUCAACAGUUGCAGAGGUGGAAAAGUAUGCAACAGAUGGCUUAUUGCUAAUGGAAUUAAAAGAGUGUAAGGACUCUCUUGUAGCCAGUAGGAUUUACAUGAAGACAGAUUUUAAAAUGCACAUAAAACAGACUGACCACUGCGGUGAUCAUUGCAUAAACUAUGCUUUGAGUGAUCCACUUGAUAAUCAGUUUCAGCAAACCUGUAUUGACCAUCAACAUGAUGUUGCUUGUGACCGUUGUCAAUUACUCCCAACAGCAAUUUUGAAUUUGAAAGAAAUAUUGGACAAACUUGCAGAUCUUUCUCCAAACACCAAAGAAGAAAUGUUGGUGGACAUUGAAGCAGCAGAAGCUAAGAUUCUUGAGUGGAAAAGUCAUAUUGUAAGAACUAUCAAUCAAGACAAGGCAAGAACCCAAACACUGAAAGAUCUCCAGCCUGGUGAUAUUCUUCUCAUUAUGGACUGGGCCAUGAAAUUCUUACCGAUUACAUUCAGAGAAAAACAGAGCAACUGGUAUGGUCAGAAGGGCUUAAAUUGGCACGUAUCUGUGUGCAUUUACAAGGAUGAAGACUCAAAUUUAAAGCAUAGAACAUUUGCACAUGUGAUGGAUGGAGUGCGACAGGACUGGUUAGCAGUUGCAUGUCUCCUCGAGGACACACUUCAUCACAUCAAAGUUCAACUUCCAAAAACUACUAGGGCAUUCCUGAGAAGUGAUAAUGCUGGUUGCUACCACUGCGGCAACUUAUGGCUUGCCAUUCCAGGCAUUAGUAGGCGUACUGGUAUUUCCAUAGCCAGCUAUGACUACAGCGAGGCCCAAAGUGGGAAAUCUUAUUGUGAUGCCAAGAUUGCCCAUAUGAGAGGGAAGUUGAGUAAAGAAGCAGCAUCAGGCCAUAACAUCAUCACAGCUGCUGACAUAAAAUCAGCUAUAGACUUGCAUGGAGGAACGACUGGAUGCCAAGCUUCACAUGUUGAACUCCUUGAAAAACCCUCUCCUGCAGCCAAGUGUCCAAUAAAAGGCAUCACUAGAAUAUCAAAUGUGAAGUUUGGUGAAGGACUUAUAACAACUUGGCGAGCCUACAACAUUGGAAGGGGCAAAGAAUUCCCUAUUGAACAUGAAAACAAUGAUAUUGCAGAUUUAGAAAUAAAAUCAGGUUUUGUUUCGAGUCAUGGAGCAGAAGGGAACAUUCGGAAACCCACAGAUAGUAGAAAUGAUGUGAAUUCUGCAGUUGAUCAUUGCUUUCCUUGUCCUGAAGAAGGAUGUACUCAGACCUUUACUAGAUAUGGGGAUAUGCAAAACCAUUGUUUCCUUGGCAACCAUACUUAUAAACUUCAAGCAAUGUCCACUUAUGAUGAUAUCAAGAUGAGAUGGCGGAAUGCAUGUUCUUCAUUGUCAGAGGAUACCCUGAAACACGCUUCUAGUACUGGAGAGGAAGUCACAGAUCAAAGUUAUGUGCAGUCUGACAUGGGGUGGGCCUUGAAAAAAGACAGAAAAAAUGCUCGAUUUUCGGUUGAUCUGAAAUCCUAUUUGACUGACAUCUUCCAACAUGGAGAGAAUGGUGGAACAAAGGUGCACCCAUUUUUAGUUUCUCAGAAUAUGAGAGUGGCCAAGAACGAACGCGGGGAAAAAAGAUUCAACCCAAACCAAUAUUUGGCAGUUGGUCAGAUAUCUUCCUUUUUAGCUCACCUGAGCUGA